UCUUUGAUCAUUGUCCUACCGCCGCGCACACUAACCAACCUGAACCAAAACGCGCCUUUUUUUCAAGAAUUUCUUUUUACCACUUCACAACUUAUCAGAGGAGCUCAACUCUGGUGGGGAUUCUUUCAUUUUAACGGUUUCUCGGCUGGCGCACUUUUUUUUUUAGCAGGACUGGGUUUUAUACUUUGAACUUCGGCUACUCUUCCCCCCCGUGCAGGUUGACCAUGGCCGUACCGGCUACUUUGAUCCCACAAAGUCCUCUGAUCCCGCCGCCGCCUCCGAUCUCAACCCCCGCCACGACGUCCCCGUCGUCCACAACUUCUUCGCCGUCUCCAUCCCUCGGCGUCCCCCCAGGACAGAAUCUCUUCCGCUCGGAGUUGCUCGCUACGAGCGGCAGCCCGGGCAUCCCGACUCCGACCGGGACUCUACCGGGCAAGCCCGUGUACUCGACCCCGUCGCCCGUGGAGAACACCCCGCAGAACAACGAGUGCAAGAUGGUCGAGUUGCGGGGCGCGAAGGUGGCGUCGUUCACCGUGGACGGCUGCGAGCUCAUCUGUCUCCCCCAAGCGUUCGACCUGUUUCUCAAGCACCUGGUGGGGGGGCUGCACACGGUGUACACCAAGCUGAAGCGCCUCGAGAUCACGCCGGUGGUGUGCAACGUGGAGCAGGUCCGCAUCCUCCGUGGGCUCGGCGCCAUCCAACCCGGGGUCAACCGCUGUAAACUCAUCUCCAGGAAAGACUUUGAGACCCUGUACAACGACUGCACCAACGCGAGGUGAGUGCGCUUUCUUGCUUUUUUCCCCCACGUUUUAAAACGUUUUGAGAUGUCCGGACGCGCGUAAAAGCCACACAGACGCGUAGAGACAGAGAGAGGGAUACAUUUAUCUUGUUUCUUGUGAUACAUGAUGUGGGAUAAUGUUAUCUGGUUACGUUGUGUUAUUUAUGUGUUUAUGAAAUUAAAGAAAAAAUAACUGUGUUUAAACAUUCUAACUUUGUGCUGACGGUACUCUGUGGGAUAGGAUGUGUCAAGUGGCAAUCACCAGAAAGAAAGUUUUUUCGCACGUGUGUAGUGUGUGCACACAUUGCUGUUGUGUUUCCCUGGCAGGACAGACAGAUGUUUAUCCACUCAAAAACGUUUCAAAGUUUUUUGUUGUUGUUGAAUUUGUUUACUUACUUGUGGUUAAUCUAAAAGUCAAUUUCAGAAACAAAAGCUUGGAGCAAAAAAAUCCACAUUCAAUUAUCUGGUUAACAUGUUUUUAGUGCAUUUCCACUCUUAAUUUAAGUUAGCUAAUAGCCUGUAAUUUAUUCUGAUCUACUUUGCAUAAAAGUAGGCCCUAUAAUGUGCCCUUGCCACAGGGGCCAGAUCAUCUCAUUUAGAUUCUUUUUUUUUGCAAUAUGACAUAAAAAAAAAUCCUAUAUCCAAAUAAAACAAUAAAACAAAUACAUUCAAUUAUUAGUAAAAUUUAUAAUUGUUGAUUCUAUGGAAGGGGUAAAACUAUAAAUAUGUAUCUGUAUCUAUAACGUAUAAGCCUCACUAGAGAUAAUAAGUACAUCUUUUCCAAGUAAAACAACCUCCAACUAUAUUCUAAUUUAUUGCACGAUAAAAUGAUUCUAGAGAGACAUCCACCCAAGUGUAACUUAAUACACAAUUUACAUUAUUAAAUACGCUGUUCACUUUUAAUGUGGAUAUCUCUUCAAGUGGAGUUGAUUUAAGCAGAGAUCAAUAUUUGAUUAAAAGCUAUUUUAGGCUCCUGUUGCUUUAAUGCUUUGAUGUAUUGCUCAGUGUCAGUGGAUGGAGGCAGCCUGGUCAUAUUUGCGAUCUUAUCUGUCAUUAUGAUUGAUUAUAUAUUGAUCUUAAAUCAAGAAAUGGGCCUGAAAUGCAAAUGUGAUGCAAAGGAUGGCUUCGGUAGAUAUCACUGAUAAACCAUUCUAUGGUUGGCUGAGGGAAUGCAUGCAGCUUUUUGUGUAAAUCAUAUAUUAAUGUUCUCACACUUUGUAUUUAUGUGGCAAUUAUGGCGUAUGGUUUUCUCCUGCAUGCUGUACACAUUCUGCAUGUAGCUGGCACGGAUUCAAGCACACACUCACACGCUCCCAUAAAUACUUGCCACUCACAUGCCACACACACAUACACACACAACCACACACACACACACACACACACACACACACACACACACACACACACACACACACACACACACACACACACACACACACACA
This is a messenger RNA of Gadus chalcogrammus (walleye pollock), 2220 nucleotides long. RefSeq names its product dachshund homolog 1-like. NCBI's taxonomy places the organism in Eukaryota, Metazoa, Chordata, Actinopteri, Gadiformes, Gadidae. The record is from RefSeq and is a predicted model, not a curated record. The transcript has a single exon. The coding region runs from base 225 to 779 and encodes 184 amino acids.